AGCCAUAUGUACAACCAGAGUCCCAAGAUUCAUCAGAGAAAUGCAAGUGCGUUAUUCCAGCCUUAUGUGCGGGUUGUAAAGACGACGAUGUAAUGAGCAGGGAGUCAUCAGACAGCAUCCCGCACAUGUAUGGUUGUCAGACUCAUGGGAAAUACAAACAAUAUCAAGACAUAUUGAGAAGAUAUAAAACAUGGGCAAUUCUUGUUGUUACAAUUAUGAUUGUUCCAAUGGGAAUGGUCAUCAAAAAGACAACGAUUGACUUGAACUGGGCAUUUCAAACGGGAACUGUUUCAUUGAUUUGUUUUUAUCCAACUGUUGUGCUAUCCGUACUGUGGAGUAAAACAUCUGGAUAUGGUGUCAUUGCAGGUAAUGGCCUUGGAUUGACACUUGGCUGGUUCACUAUGUUAGCCACAGCUAGCACAUAUGACGGUGGGAUAUCAACUAUGGACAACUUUCUCAAAAACACAGUCCAAGAAAAUAGUGUGCUGGUCGGUUGUUGUAUCAGCUUUGGCGUGAGUCUAAUCACGUGUGUUCUUAUCUCACUGGUGGCCAACUGGAGACAAACUCAACAGGAAGCGGAAGAUGUCUGGAAACUAACUCUGGCUAUUGACAACCCCAUGUACCCAUGGACUGAACAAUACAGUCGACAACUAAAAGCAAGCGACAUAGAGUUCAACCAUCGACCCUCUUUUAAACAGAUGCAUUAUAUGUUCACAAAGGCUAGGAACACGGCAAUUGCAGGAUGCUCUAUCGUCUUACUCUUUAUCCUUGUUAUCAUUCCAGGGAGCCUAGCCUCUUUCCCCACUAUGGAUUACUCCACCUUUUACAACUGGAUAACUUUCACUCAUGUAUACUUGUUCAUUAUGUCUUUCUUUGUUGUACUUGGACCUCCUGUACAAGAGGUAAUGAAAGUGUUGCGUCAUCGAAAGAUGACUUUGAAAUCUAAACAACAAUCUGUGGAGUCGACACCGGCCCGUAGCCAGGAUUUGCCAAGGGGGGUUAAUUUUUCCAAAAUUUCCAGGGGGG
This is a messenger RNA of Owenia fusiformis, 1026 nucleotides long. The record is from the annotation of a GenBank genome assembly. NCBI's taxonomy places the organism in Eukaryota, Metazoa, Annelida, Polychaeta, Sabellida, Oweniidae.